AGGGUUUGGCUAAAUUAGAUUCAAUAUCUUCCUAAUCUCAAUAAUAUAUCCUGUAAAUUUGUCUGCUUUUGUAUUCGUAAUCUUUAACAAUUAAGUGGAAAUGGAUUCGAAUUCAUGGAUCAAUUGUCCUCCCGUGUUUUCAUCAUCGUCUUCUUCACGCCGUUACCAAUCUCGAUCAGAUUUGUAUUUGGGAGAUGUUGAAGGAGAGGACGAUUUGAAAGCAGAGUUUAUGUGUCCGUUUUGUGCAGAUGAGUUUGAUAUUGUUGGUCUUUGUUGUCAUAUUGAUGUGAACCAUCCUGUGGAGGCUAAGAAUGGGGUUUGUCCUGUCUGCACAAAGAGGGUGGGAUUGGACAUUGUUGGGCAUAUAACAACGCAACACGGGAGCCGAAGGAGAAGGUUGCGUAAAGGUGGAUAUAGCUCUGCCUAUCUUACACUUAAAAAGGAGCUUCGAGAAGCUAACUUACAGUCUUUUGGAGGAUCUUCCACUUUCAUUCCCUCUUCCAAUAUAGAUUCUGAUCCUCUACUCUCAUCUUUUAUGUUUAAACCUCCUGCGGCUAUACCCAUCGCUGAAGGAGACUCGUUAGCAAAUGUUUCACCUAAGGACACCCCUAAAAGGAACGUACGACAAGUAUCACUUUCCAUCGAAGAUCAAGAGAAGGCAAAAAAGAGCGAAUUUGUGCGGGGCAUGCUUUGGUCUACCAUGCUUGAAGACAAGUUCUAAUCUCUCUAGAUAUCUUAUAUUGUAAUGAUGUAUCAAGAAAUCAUACAUUAGUCUCAAUGUAUGUAGCAGAGCCUUGUAGCAAGCAUAAUGGCAUGCUGAGUAUGUUGUAAUCGGAUGUUCUUGGGGUAUCUUUUAUGUGCAUAAUCAGAAUUCAGAAGAUAUAUAAGUACUAUUUCACUCUGCUCAGGACUUAUAAAUUAGCCAAAGCUUA
Molecule: messenger RNA, 932 nt
Organism: Arabidopsis arenosa
Lineage: Eukaryota; Viridiplantae; Streptophyta; Magnoliopsida; Brassicales; Brassicaceae
Source: the annotation of a GenBank genome assembly